AUGUAUUCUCCAAUUUCACAUGAUUUGAAUAACAUUUCUAACAACGAUCAUUUUGACUUACCUGAUGCAUCUAGUAUUAAUAUUAUAAAUAAUAAUGUAUUGGAUGAGUCCAUCACCAUUGUAACUGACAAUGGUGACAACUAUGAAUCAUUUGUUAAUAAUAAAGCAGUAGAAUUAUUGUCAAAAUGGUAUAACGAGUCAGGGUUACCAAGAAAUAAAGUUCAAAGUAUUAUGAAUGAUAUAACAACAUUUUUAAAUGAUAUAGUUCCUCCUUUGAAAACUGAAGUAGAAUCAAAUUUUGCUGGUGAUUCCAUAAUACGCCUAAAUGUUAAGUUUAAUAUUUUGUGUGAUCCUUUCAAAAAUUUAAAUACUGAACAUAAAAGAUUUAUAGCAUUUCACAGCUUGGGUACAUUGAUAAAACCACUUGGAUCUAUUGUAGGUUAUAGACCAAAUGAUUCUCUCCAAAGAGGAGAUGUGAUUAUUAAAUCAAUUCCUGUCAAAAUCUAUAGCGUACAACUAGAGAAAUUAUUUAGACAAUUUUUUGAAGUACCAAAUGUAUAUAAUACCUUUUUGAAAUAUUCAGAAACUAUAAUAGAAGCCAAUGAUAAUUUGAUCCAUAAUUUUAUACAAAGUCAAAUGUGGAGAGAUAAAAUUUUACUCUCUGAUAAAAUAUUAAUUCCUUUUUUUCUGUAUUUUGAUGAUUUUGAAACAAAUAACCCCCUUGGAAGUCAUGCUGGAAUACAGAAGUUAGGAGCAAUUUAUGUAAGUUUGCCUGGUUGCCCUCCUGAAUUUGCUUCUAAGUUAGAAAACAUUUUUAUGGUUUUAUUGUUUAACACUACUGACAAGAAACUGGUAGGGAAUCGGGAACUCUUCAAACACAUAAUUUUAGAAAUUAAUGAUUUGGAGUCCAGGGGUAUUCAGAUAUGUGUUGACAAUCAAAAUAUUCAAAUAUAUUUAUCAUUAGCUCUAAUAUUAGGUGAUAAUUUAGGCUUACACAGCAUUUUAGGGUUUUCGGAAAGUUUUAAUGCAAACUAUCCUUGUAGAUUUUGCAAAUGUUCCAAAGCUGAAUGUAAUUCUUUAACACUCCAAGAUACUUCUAAACUUAGAACAGUGGAAAAUUAUUCAAUUGAUGUUAACAUUAAAAACUUAUCCACAACUGGUGUUGUCGAAUCUUGUAUUUGGAAUGAUGUUACCUCUUUUCAUGUUGUUCAUAAUUAUUCUGUCGACCUCAUGCAUGACUUACUAGAGGGUGUUUGUAAUUAUGAUUUAACAGGUAUUUUAAGGCUCUUUAUAAUUGAUUUUAAAUAUUUUAGUUUAGAGACACUAAAUCAAAGGAUACAGUAUUUUGGAUAUGGUCCUACCGACAUUAGAAAUAGACCUCAAGCAAUUUCAGAAAAUAAUUUAAAAAAUAACAAGCCUUUAAUGUUAAAGACUACUGCUAGUGAAAUGUGGUGCUUAACUAGAUAUCUAGGUCUGUUAAUAGGAGAUAUGGUUCCUAGAAAUUCAGAAAUCUGGCAAUUAUAUAUUGUAUUAAAUAAAAUAUUAGAUAUAGCAACAUCACACAGUGUUGGACCUGAAUGUCCAUUUAUAUUAAAAAACUUAAUUGAUGAACAUCAUCAAUUAUAUACAAAAUUGUUCAAAACCAAUUUAAAGCCUAAGCACCAUCAUCUAUUGCACUAUCCCUCUAUAAUGGAAAGAGUAGGUCCAUUGAUAAAUAUUUGGUCAAUGCGUUUUGAGGCUAAACACAAGGAGUCAAAAGUGGCUGCACAAGCUAUAACCAGCAGAAAAAAUAUCUGCUACACUUUAUUUUUGAAAAACCAACUCAAAGUAGCUCAUCGAGUAGCCAACAGUAUUAAUUUUAAUCUAUCUGCCCUAUUUAAGAUUGACAAUGAAUAG
Messenger RNA from Metopolophium dirhodum (rose-grain aphid), 1896 nucleotides. RefSeq lists its product as uncharacterized. The transcript has 3 exons. NCBI's taxonomy places the organism in Eukaryota, Metazoa, Arthropoda, Insecta, Hemiptera, Aphididae. The record is from RefSeq and is a predicted model, not a curated record. The coding region runs from base 1 to 1896 and encodes 631 amino acids.